Molecule: messenger RNA, 2007 nt
Organism: Nylanderia fulva
Lineage: Eukaryota; Metazoa; Arthropoda; Insecta; Hymenoptera; Formicidae
Gene: Aplip1
Product: JNK-interacting protein Aplip1
Biological process (GO): JNK cascade; regulation of JNK cascade
Cellular component (GO): cytoplasm
Molecular function (GO): JUN kinase binding; MAP kinase scaffold activity
Source: RefSeq, a predicted model, not a curated record
AGGAGUUGCGUCCCGUUCGCACGGCGUCGAAGCAACGUCGGCGACCAACGUCAGCGACAUCUUCUCACCCCGUACGUUUCCUGGGGGUCGACGAGCAGCUCUCCUUCAGGCCGCUACGGCCGCCCUCGGAACCGACCCCUGCCUUGUAUUUUGCUCACCCUGCGAAAGCGACGAUGGCUGACAGCGAAUUCGAGGAGUUCCGGCACUACUUCGAGAGGCUGCCCCAACAUCUGAAGGCCCCGCUUUCCAACUACACGCUCGUACAUGAUGUGAUGAUCGAUGAUUCGCCAACGUCUUCGCAAGGAAGCGACGGAGACGUUGGUAGAUCCUGUGAUGUCGUUACCGGCGACUCCGAGGAUGAGGAAGUCGUCGUCAUCCAUCGACAUGAUGACCAAAGCGGGCAUACUACCCCUGAUGACAGCGAGGAGUUGGACCACCACUGUUCGAUCAUAGCUGAUAGCGAUUUUAGGUUGGUAACAUCCCUGUUCGGUGGACUGAGCAGCAGGGGUCGAUCAGUAGGCGGUGGUGGACCAGGACCGGGCGGGGGUGGUUCUGCUGUAUCCGGCAACGGUGGUCGGGAUAGUGUCGUCAGCGAUGUCGGCGACUCGUGUUCCAGUUUGAGCUCCUGGCCUACGCCGGAGCACGUGCCGUCGAAUCGACCCGGAAGCGGAGGUACAGAGCGCAGACGUCGAAGAUUGCCGGAAAUUCCGAAAAAUAAGAAAUCUAUGCCCAUGUGCCAGACGUCUAUGCAGACGUCAACUUCUCUGGCAGAUGAACUAAAUGCUGCCACCGGCUCAACAUCGGCCCGGCCUCAUCUUAUCCUGAGAAAAUGUCAUCCCAGACUUCGCCACGAAGACAGUUCUCCUGACAGUGAGAGAAUGGCCACCGACAGUGGUCAUUCCACCGCUCACUCACCUGAAAACGGACCCAAAAGCGUAUCUCCCAUACCUUGCAAUACCUUGCAAAACACGGAUUCGGUAUCACCUAGUAGUACCCCAGGAAGCGGAGGCGUACCGUUCACCCAACUAGAACUGCUCGAAGCAACGCAUCGAGGCCUGCACAAGUUCAUACCGCGGCAUCACGAUGAAAUUGAUCUUGAAAUCGGAGAUCCUAUAUACGUGCAAAAGGAGGCUGAUGACCUAUGGUGCGAAGGAGUAAAUUUGAGGACAGGCCGACAAGGUAUCUUUCCAUCGGCUUAUGCGGUUGACAUGGACUACAGUGACUUCGAUCCCACCGCACCCAAAGUGAAGAGAGAAAGAUAUCUUCUGGGUUACCUAGGCUCGGUAGAGACCCUGGCGCACAAGGGUACAGGGGUGGUUUGCCAGGCUGUACGGAGGAUCUUACGCAACUCCUUGCAAGAUCCACCUAUCUCGCAAAGCUGCAUCUUGGAAGUAUCCGAUCAAGGUCUUCGAAUGGUCGAUAGAAGUAAACCAAGAAAAAGUCAAGGUCCUUGUCACGACUAUUUCUACUCCCUGAAGAAUGUGUCAUUCUGUGCGUUUCACCCUCGCGAUCAUCGCUACCUCGGCUUCAUCACAAAGCAUCCUACUCUGCAGAGGUUUGCUUGCCACGUGUUCAUUGGUCAGGAAUCCACGAGACCAGUCGCCGAAGCUGUCGGACGCGCUUUUCAUCGGUUCUACACAAAAUUCAUCGAGACUGCUUUCCCAAUAGAGGACAUCUACAUUGAAUAAAUUGCUCUCGGCCUGAUAUAUAACGCGCGGCUGCAGAGAAAAUGAUAAAUCUCACACACACUUCCCUCUUGUCCCAUGUACAUAUCGUCCGCUAAUUGUAGAUAUAAAAAUAAUAAACGCGAAUCAAACACCCAAUUUAUACAUAUAUUGAAUAUAUGUAUAUCUAUGUGUACUAAGCGUUUUUGAGAAGCGUCGACGGGUUCAAUUUUCCAUAAUAGCAUAUUCUGUUCUUAAACAAUUAUACUUUUGUGAUUUUAAUUUGCUUUGUGUACUGCGCUGAAGAAGAUCCAAAAAAUUGGGUCGAAACGUUCGCUUUUUU